Schistosoma rodhaini is the source of this 222-nucleotide messenger RNA. The record is from the annotation of a GenBank genome assembly. NCBI's taxonomy places the organism in Eukaryota, Metazoa, Platyhelminthes, Trematoda, Strigeidida, Schistosomatidae.
AUGUCACUUGACGAAACGUUUUUGCACGUUUGCAUACUUACUACUGGUGACUACCAUAUCGUAGAAUUUGUUCACUGUUCACCUAAAAGAAGCUCAGGAAAUGUUUGCCGAAACAUCGAAACUGAUGUCUUCCUCCUGUAUAGUUGGCAUCUUAAUAUGUAUUUAUGCAUUACAUGUGGAGCAUUCAAAGGAAUCAAACAAAGAGUACCGUGCAUUUUGUGA